AUAUAAUUAAAAAAAAAUAUUGUCUGAUCUUUAAUGUUUUAAUCAAAUUAUUUUAUCUUUUUAACUAUAUUUAUUCUUGCUAUUGUUGUAACUUCUAUAGCUUAUAAAGCAAAUAUUUUUAAUUUAGAUUCUACACAUAAUUUAUAAAAAUACAAUUAUUUACCUGAAACAAUUGAAGACGAACAAAUUCCUGAUGAAAAUACUUCAUCAAAUAUUUUAGAUAUUAAAACAAUCAAUUUUCAUUUAGAUAUAUAUUUAGAUUUUAACUCAAAAAGUAUAAAUGGUACUUAGACUAUUAACAUGAGUGCUUUGAAACAUGGAGUAAAAAGGGUAGAUUUAGAUAUAUUAAAUACAUAAAUUUUUAGCGUUUAAGAUGGAAAAAGCGGCCUUUCUUUGAAUUUUACUGUAGUUCCUUAAUAAAAAGAAAAUCAAACACCAGGAGAUUAACUUUAAAUUUUCUUACCUUCUUCCUCUUACUUAGGAUAAAAAUACAAAUUUAUUAUUUAAUAUAUUUCUAUAAAUCCAAUGGCCACUUCUUGGUUGAAACCUGAAUAAACUGCAUCUAAAACUCUACCAUAUUUAUACACAUAGUGUGAACCAGUAUACUGCAGAAGUUUAGCUCCAUUAUAAGACACUCCAUCAGUCAAAGCCCCAUAUUCUGCAAAUGUAACAGUUUCGAAUUCUAUAAAGGUAUUUAUGAGUGCCGUUAUGACAUCAUCGAAACCUUCUUUAAUAUACAAAGACUCAAUAGUUUACUCAUUUACCCAAAAUAUUCCCAUUCCUUCUUAUUUACUAACAAUCGUAGCAGGAAAUAUAGUCUAAAAGUCAACUGGAAAACGCACUGCUGUUAUAAGCGAGCCCAUAUAUAUAGACUCUUAUGUCCAAGAAUUAUCUGACCUUGAAUUAUAUUUGACCACUGUUGAAGAUUACACAAUACCAUACAUGUGGGGAGAAUACAAAGUAGUAAUAUUGCCCCCAUCUUUCCCUUUCGGAGGUAUGGAAAAUCCCUUAUUAACAUUUGCCUCUCCUUCGAUAAUUGCAGGGGAUAAAAGCGGAGUAGUUGUUGCGAUUCAUGAAAUAGCACAUAGUUGGACAGGAAAUUACGUCACAUGUAAAAACUGGAGAAAUAUGUGGAUGAAUGAAGGAUUUACAGUCUAUUUAUAAAGAAAAGCAGACCUAAUUCUUUUCGGAUAAAACUCUUUUUAUGUUGAUGCGACUGUUGGAAAUGAUACAAUGGUUGACGAUAUGAAGAAUUUCGGAUUUAACAAUUCUUAUUCAUCCUUAUAUCCAAUUGCUAAAAAUGUUAAUCCUGAUGAUUCUUUUUCGACUGUCCCUUAUGAAAAAGGCUUUUAAUUCUUAAUGUAUAUUGAAACUUUGGUAGGAGAAAAAUUCCUAUAAUAACUAAUAAGAGCUUAUUUGAAAAAAUUUGCAUUUUAAAGUGUAGACUAUAAAGAUUUCUAAAACUUUUUUAAUAAUUAUGUAUUGUAAAAAUGGCAUGAUCCUAUUUAAGCUUAAUAAUUUUUGAGUAUUAUUGAUUGGAAAACUUGGGUAGAAUAACCUGGAUUACCUGUUAUUACACUAAAUUUCACUACUCCAAUUAUUUAAGAAUCUAAAGAUUUAGCUUAAGAAUAUAUUAGUUUGGGUGGUAAAAGUUCGCCUAAAUUUUUCAAAAAAUUCUUAAAAUAUGAUUUGAAUACUAAAUCUAUAUUCUUGUAAUCUUUGUUUGAAAAUUUGUCUAAAAUUAAUGUUGAUAUUUUAAAAAGAAUCGAAGAAGAUUAUUAACUUAGUACUUAGUAAAAUAAAGAAUUAUUAUGGAGAUGGUACAGAAUCACUAUUUUAGCUGGAUAUAAUGAUAAUAAAGAACUUGUUCAUAAAUUCUUGGGAUCUAUUGGUAGACUUAAAAUGAUUACUCCUGUGUAUUUAGCUUUAAUUUAAAAUGGAUAAAAAGAACUCGCUAAAUAAUAUUUCGUAGAGUACAAGAACUUCUAUCAUCCUAUUGCAGUUUCUAAUAUAUAGAAAUUAUUAGAUUAGAAUUGAUUAAAAACAAAAGAAAUAUAU
Molecule: messenger RNA, 2058 nt
Organism: Ichthyophthirius multifiliis
Lineage: Eukaryota; Ciliophora; Oligohymenophorea; Hymenostomatida
Product: peptidase family m1 protein, putative
Exons: 3
Biological process (GO): proteolysis
Cellular component (GO): cytosol
Molecular function (GO): metallopeptidase activity; zinc ion binding
Source: RefSeq, a predicted model, not a curated record